CACAUAGUAGAAUGCAUGGAGACCUGUGAUGAUUGUUGGAACAAGUAAUCUGGUAUGACGGCAUGUGUACAGACUCUGCCGUCUCUAGUUAUACCGUCAUCACCACGUAUACCGAAAUUUUAUCUUAAAAAGCCAACAUCAAAUAUACAAGAAACUAAACAAGAUUUCCGAGUAACUGUUAAACAUUUUCAGAAGAAGUUCCCGACAUUGACGUCGUUGUAUACAUCCGAUAAUGACAACACUCGUCAGAUGAAGGAUUGUUCGAAUCUGUGGUCGUAUGGAACACCGUAUCUGGUAAAGCUAUUAUUCUCUGGAAACUUGUCAAAAGCAUUUUUUGAAGAAAUUUGUAAAGCAUGUGAAACAACUGAAAGAAAACGGCAAAAGAAACAACGAACAGAAGAUGGAGAAGAACAAAAACUAAUCUGGUUACCAAAGAAUAAGGUAAAACUCAGAGAAUCUGGUAGACGAACAGAGCAGCGCAUUCUUGAAGCUAGGCUUCGACAUAAAGAAUAUUUAGAAAAUGUAUCCAUCAGGGCUGAGAAACUUAGGAACAAAACUGAAGUUAUUAGACUUAAGAAGGCGGGUGAAAUGCAACGAGGAAAGAAGGUGGCUCUUGAGAGAAUGCAAAAAGAACAUAUACGUCCUAGUCGCUUAAUAAAACGACAGAACAGAAGUCCACUGAUGAUACAAACUAUCAACAAUAAAGUGUUUGAAUUAACUGAACCUUUACCAACCUGCUAGAAUUGAAGGACAGAUGUUAAUUAAA
Molecule: messenger RNA, 766 nt
Organism: Mytilus californianus (California mussel)
Lineage: Eukaryota; Metazoa; Mollusca; Bivalvia; Mytilida; Mytilidae
Exons: 1
Coding region: 55-741 (228 amino acids)
Source: RefSeq, a predicted model, not a curated record